Molecule: messenger RNA, 2816 nt
Organism: Emys orbicularis (European pond turtle)
Lineage: Eukaryota; Metazoa; Chordata; Testudines; Emydidae
Gene: SLC26A4
Product: solute carrier family 26 member 4
Exons: 19
Coding region: 1-2382 (793 amino acids)
Biological process (GO): transmembrane transport
Cellular component (GO): plasma membrane
Molecular function (GO): bicarbonate transmembrane transporter activity; sulfate transmembrane transporter activity; chloride transmembrane transporter activity
Source: RefSeq, a predicted model, not a curated record
AUGGCAGCAGGCGGCCGGCAGGCCGGGCCCAUGCCGGACCUCGGCCGCUAUGUGGUGUCCCGGCCCAUAUACAGCGAGACGGCCUUUCAGGAGGAGAACGAGAAGAGAGCGCACCUGCAGCCGACCCUGCGCGAGCGAGUCCAGGGAGCCUGCAGCUGUUCAAGAAAAAAGGCCUUUCAGAUAACCAAGUCCUUUCUCCCUAUCCUGGAAUGGCUACCUAAGUACAGAGUAAAGGAAUGGCUAGUUAGUGAUAUCAUCUCUGGUGUCAGUACGGGGCUUGUAGCUACUUUACAAGGUUUGGCAUUUGCUUUACUGGUUGCAGUUCCUCUUGGAUAUGGUCUCUACUCUGCGUUUUUUCCCCUCCUGACAUAUUUCUUCUUGGGAACAUCAAGGCACCUCUCAGUUGGACCUUUCCCUGUGGUCAGUUUGAUGGUGGGAUCUGUUGUGUUGAGCAUGGCACCUGAUGACAAGUUCCACAUAAUGAGCAGUAAUGCUACAGGGCUUAACAAAACGCUGAUAGACACUGUAUCCAGAGAUGCACAGAGAGUAGUGAUUGCCAGUACCCUCACAUUUCUGGUUGGAAUUAUACAGCUUGUGUUUGGAGCCCUUCAGAUCGGUUUCAUUGUGAGGUACCUUGCAGAUCCCCUGAUUGGAGGAUUCACAACUGCAGCUGCUUUUCAAGUUUUUGUUUCACAACUGAAAAUAGUCUUAAAUGUUUCAACCAAAAAUUAUAAUGGGAUCCUUUCCAUAAUAUAUACCCUCAUCGAAAUAUUUCAAAGAAUUGGUACCACCAACAUUGCAGAUCUCAUUGCUGGGCUACUCACCAUUUUUAUUUGUAUGGUAGUUAAAGAAAUAAAUGAUCGAUUCAAACACAAGAUCCCUGUUCCUAUUCCUAUAGAAGUAAUUGUGACAAUAGUAGCCACAGGGAUCUCAUACGCUGCUGACCUGGAAAAAAAGUACAAUGCAGGCAUUGUUAAAACCAUUCCUAGAGGGUUUUUGCCUCCUGAGCCUCCAGCUGUCAGUAUGUUUUCAGAAAUGAUAGCAGCCGCAUUUUCCAUUGCUGUGGUCGCUUAUGCUAUCGCUGUGUCUGUGGCAAAAGUCUAUGCAACGAAACAUGACUAUCCUAUUGAUGGAAACCAGGAAUUUAUUGCCUAUGGGAUCAGCAAUGUGUUUGCAGGAGCUUUCUCUUGUUUUGUUGCUACCACCGCUCUAUCACGUACUGCUGUCCAGGAAAGCACUGGUGGGAAAACCCAGGUUGCUAGCAUAAUCUCAGCAGGGAUUGUACUGAUUGCCAUUGUGGCUCUGGGGAAACUGCUAGAGCCCUUACAGAAGUCUGUGUUGGCAGCUGUUGUCAUUGCCAACUUGAAAGGGAUGUUCAUGCAGGUGUUUGAUGUUCCUCGUUUGUGGAGGCAGAAUAAGGCGGAUGCUAUGAUCUGGAUUUUCACAUGUGUGGCAUCCAUCAUUCUGGGUCUUGAUUUGGGAUUACUUGCUGGCCUUGUGUUCGGAUUACUGACAGUUGUGGUGAGAGUUCAGUUUCCCUCGUGGGGUGGCCUUGGGAACGUUCCUGGCACAGACCUCUACAAGAACGUCAAGGACUACAAAACUGUUGUUGAACCAGAAGGAGUGAAGAUUCUCAGAUUUUCCAGUCCUAUUUUUUAUGCUAAUAUAGAUGGAUUGAAAAGCAGCCUGAAAUCCACCGUGGGGUUUGAUGCAAUUCGCGUGCAUAACAAGAGGCUCAAAGCACUGAGGAUGAUACAGAAACUGAUCAAGAAGGGAAAAUUAAAAGCAACUAAGAAUGGCAUCAUCAGUGAUUCUGGGACUACCAAUGAAGCUUUUGAAUCUGAUGAAGAUCUUGAUGAUCCUGAAGAUCUUAAAAUUCCAACCAAAGAAGUAGAGAUCCAAGUGGACUGGAAUUCAGAACUCCCAGUCAAAGUGAAUGUCCCCAGAGUGCCUAUCCACAGUUUAAUUUUUGACUUUGGAGGUGUAUCAUUCUUGGAUGUUGUAGCCGUGAGGACAAUGAGAAUGAUAGUUAAAGAGUUCGAGAGAAUUGAUGUGACUGUAUACAUCGCAUCACAUCAAGACAACAUUAUAACAAAGCUGGAACAAUGUGGCUUCUUUGAUGAUAACAUCAGAAAAGACAUGUUCUUCCUGACUGUCCAUGAUGCUGUGCUUUACAUACAGCAUGAAAUGAUGCACAGAGACAUCCAGGAUCCUAUUUUUGAAAAGAUUUCACUGAUGCAGGAAUCUAAGGAACCAAUAGAUUUCUCAGAAACAGGCAAGCUUGAUGAUGAACUUGAUGUUCAGGAGGAGGUAUGGAGCUAUCCUUUUAAUAAAGCAUGUGUCCAUGAUGUAUGUAUAUUUAUCUUAACUAUAGCGGUAUGAGUGGUGCUGAUACAUGGGGCCAACCAAGAAAAAAUAAAAUAAAUAAAUAAAAAACAAAACACCAUAGCCUUGUGGGCUCUACAGACUUUGGCUGACUGGCUGAUCCAGGGAAAAUAUUGACAACAAAGAGUGGGUUGUGGGAUGCCCAAAGUUUGCCCUCCCUAUUCACCUAGCAGUCAAUGCUAGUGAGGGAAGUCACAAUGAAGCUUUUUUGAAGGUGUAGCAGGUGCCACAUGUAUUCAUACUUCUCCACCUCCAGCACCCACAAGAUUUUAUGCCUGCUUCUACCCUACAGAGGCUUAAUGCUUUUAUCUGAAACUGCUCUCCCCAUCCACCAAGCACCAGCCAGUUCUAAAAGCCAUAAUUUACCCCUAAUAUUUUUAAGUUACCUCAAGUAUCAAAGGGGUAGCCGUGUUAGUCUGGAUCUAUAAAAG